AUGGCGCUCUUGCAGCUAAAACAUGCCGGGACUUCAGUUCAGGCCCGUACGCAAGCUAUGCAUUUGCGCCGCUCGAUCCUUCAGCAAGCCAUAGAGUCAUCCAACUUUACUUAUUUACACGAAGUGAAGGGACAUCGUUCGUGUAUCAAUGCUUUGGCAUUUUCGCGUGGCUCUGGACAAUGGAUGGCUAGCGGUGGGGAUGAUAUGCGUAUUCAUGUACGCGACUUGUAUGACUUUGACGAGCAGCGUGCAGGGCCGCCAGAAACCAGUACGUAUCGGACGCUCGCUCGCCUCUUUGGUCAUACAUCCAACGUAUUUUCACUUUCAUGGAGUGCACAAAAUAAGUACUUGUUUUCCGGUGGGAAUGACCAAAUGGUACUUUGCUACGACCUGAAUUACGACAACAUUCCCAUCCACAAAAUUACACCCCGGAUUGAACGCCACACACCCACACUCACGUACUCCGUGCACGAAUAUGGCAUUCGCGAGGUGUCUACGCAUCCAACUAAUACGAAUUUGGUUCUUUCAUCGAGCGAUGGUGGCGAUGUUCAUCUUGUGGAUGUGCGACUGCCCCAUCCACAUACUGCGCACUCGUACUAUUUUCGGGGUCAGGUGGCUUCGUCUCAAUGGAAUCCCAAUCCCGGUGAUGGGACGACAUUCGCGGUCGCAUCCUCUCACGAUCCAAGUGCGUAUGUGUCUUUGUAUGAUGUACGCAAUUUGUCUGAUAGGAACGAGCGUCUUAUCCGCUCAUCCGAUGCUCUUGUACGGUACGCUACGCAGCUGCGGUCAAAGCUACCUUCGGGCUUGGCCAUGGCACGUCCGGACCCUACAGGUGCUCAGUUUGAUCCUUCCGGUCGUUUCUUGACUGCUGAUAUGUCUCUUUAUCUCCCGACAUUAUAUGCUGUUAACGACUCUGAGCCGUUAGCGACAAUGUCUUCCGAGGCUUUGCGUACCCAUCUUAGUUCUCAUGAACCUGGGGGAAGUCCACGCACAAAUGCAUUAGCCGGCUAUAAGAACAGCUGCACGGUCAAACGAGGCUCGUUUGGAUUUGAAGCGCAGUCAGGUGAGUUAUAUUAUGUGGCUGGUUCAGACGAUUUUCGCGGCUACGGUUGGCGCAUUCCCCAGCUCGAAAAACUUCUCGAUGAACGCCGUUCGAUUUCUUAUAAUGACUGGCUUGUCAGCGAUUCUGUUGGUACAGGUGAUGUAUGGUUUAAGAGCACGAGUAGCUCGACGCCUACGAUGCUUCGUCCUACGGAGCUUGGGUUACCAGCAUUCACGCUUGAGGGUUCACGCUCUAUUGUCAAUUCUACUCUAUGUCAUCCCACACUCCCCAUGAUUGCUACUGCAGGCAUUGAGCGCCUCGUGCGUUUGCACUAUGCAACGCCUAUGUCUUUACAGCACAUGCGUGAUGACUGGCAUAAACUGCGCCCCAUCACACGUCCAAGGGUCCGAACAGCCAACAUGACCGCUGUUCUUCGGGCAAUGCGACGUGCACAACGCUUUUCUCUAGACUCGGACUCGGAUUCUGACGCAGCAACAGAUUGGGGCGUAUCCAACCCAUCGCUACACGUGGAUGGUCAUUUAGACACGGCUUCGCAUCCUGAAGCAGAGAAUACCGGUGUCAUUUCCACUACAACACAUGCGCCGACGUCUGCCGAACUGGCGGACGAGGAGGCCAUUGCACUAUUUGACGAGCUGUUGUGUGAAGAAGAAGAUCGCUCGAUCUUUUCACGGAUUGAUCGGAGCUCGGACUCUGAAGAUGACAGUGAAAUUGAGAGUGACUAUGAAAAUGGUGACGGCUUUGAUGGAUACACUGUCACUAGCACGGAAGCGGAAGUAGACGAUGUCACCGACUCAGAGUCCAAUUCUGAGCCACCUCACAUCGAUGUCGGAGCGCUUGAAUUUCUCUUGGAGUCGGACGAGUCCGACCCGUGA
This is a messenger RNA of Malassezia globosa CBS 7966, 1935 nucleotides long. RefSeq lists its product as uncharacterized. Lineage: Eukaryota; Fungi; Basidiomycota; Malasseziomycetes; Malasseziales; Malasseziaceae. Gene Ontology annotation, molecular function: protein binding. The transcript has a single exon. The record is from RefSeq and is a predicted model, not a curated record. Gene Ontology annotation, biological process: negative regulation of fatty acid biosynthetic process. Bases 1 to 1935 code for a protein of 644 amino acids. Gene Ontology annotation, cellular component: Cul4-RING E3 ubiquitin ligase complex; cytoplasm.